AUGAUCGGUUCAGUUUAUAAAAUCGUCUGUAGUCAAAGCGACAUUUGCUACGUUGGUAGCACGUUUAAUCAACUCAAGCAUCGUAUGAUUGGACAUCGGUCUCAGUUUAAGCGUUGGGAUGACGGGAAACCAUCCGGUGAAAUUGCAAUUUAUCCAUACUUCCGAAAGUAUGGUCCGUAUGAGUUUAAGAUUAUGUUGAUCAAGCAGUAUGAGGUUGCUGAUAGAAAUCAGCUGCGCGCCUACGAAACGUUAUGGAUCAACAAAUUCAAGAAAACUUGUGUGAAUAAGGUACCUCCAUUUGGACUGCUGAAAAAGCAAAAGCAAAAAGUAAAUACAAAGAAAUACUGGGAAGCCAACAAAGAAGUGCUUAAUGAGAGAAACAAGACAUACAAUGAACUCAACAAGGAGAGACUUGUCGCGAAGAUUACCUGUGAAUGCGGUGGUCAUUACCAAUAUAGAGGCAGAACAUAUCACUUCAAAUCUCAAAAGCAUAUUAGAUGGAUGGAAGCUCAAUCAACCCAGUAG
Molecule: messenger RNA, 525 nt
Organism: Phytophthora sojae
Lineage: Eukaryota; Oomycota; Peronosporomycetes; Peronosporales; Peronosporaceae
Exons: 1
Coding region: 1-525 (174 amino acids)
Source: RefSeq, a predicted model, not a curated record